AUGUACAUUUUGGAUUUACUACGAGCAAGUUUGGUUAUUCUUGAGUUGGAUUUGAAUGUGAUCAAUGAUUUGAAAGGAUUCAUAACUGAACCAUGCAUGAAAUCAGUUUCCGGAAUUGAAAUUCUUUCUGAAACUGUUACUGCUGACAAACUGUCCGUCUUCUUCGAUAACAUAGAGAAUCCGGUUAAAAACGUUCAUAUUCACUCGAAAGUUGAAGGACAAGUGUCUACAAGUAUGAACAUCUUUCGAACAUAA
Caenorhabditis remanei is the source of this 255-nucleotide messenger RNA. RefSeq lists its product as uncharacterized. The transcript has a single exon. NCBI's taxonomy places the organism in Eukaryota, Metazoa, Nematoda, Chromadorea, Rhabditida, Rhabditidae. Bases 1 to 255 code for a protein of 84 amino acids. The record is from RefSeq and is a predicted model, not a curated record.